CUGUAUGUUUACAGCAGUGUAACUCGCAGCUCACGAGCGACUCUAUGCGCAUGUAAUAUGCAGCUGGAUGCAUUUGCAGAUAGUUUAUUAAGGAACCCAAUCUUUAACCAAUCUUCAUUUGCACGACCGUCUAAAUCUUUUUUGCUCUGGGCAUGGUGGUAGGGCAUGGUGUUCGCUGUUUGAGCCAGCUAGCGGAGCUGCCAGAGUUGCACCAGAUGAUGAGGCAGACAUGUAGGGACUAUGCUCAAAAAGAACUUGCGCCAAUCGCUGCUCAGCUGGACAAAGAUCACAAGUUCCCAGCCAAGCAGGUAAAAGAGCUGGGAGCGAUGGGUGUCAUGGCUGUAGAGGUACCAGAGAGUCUGGGUGGAGCUGGGAUGGAUUAUCUGGCAUACUGUCUGGCCGUGGAAGAGCUCAGCAGAGGAUGUGCUUCGACCGGAGUCAUCGUCAGUGUGAAUAAUUCACUGUACCUGGGUCCAAUUCUGAAGUUUGGCACAGAAGAACAGAAAAAGCAGUGGAUUACUCCCUUCACCACGGGGGAUAAAGUUGGCUGUUUUGCUUUGAGUGAGCCAGGAAACGGCAGCGAUGCAGGUGCGGCGUCGACACUGGCACAGCAGGAGGGAGACGAGUGGGUUCUGAACGGAACUAAAGCCUGGAUAACCAACUGCUGGGAUGCUUCCGCCACCGUCGUUUUCGCCACAACAGACAAGAGCUUAAAACACAAGGGAAUUAGUGCCUUCCUAGUGCCGAUGCCUCAUCCAGGAUUGUCUUUAGGGAAGAAAGAAGACAAGCUGGGAAUUCGAGCUUCAUCGACUGCAAAUAUCAUUCUGGAAGACUGCCGCAUCCCACUCGGGAACAUGCUGGGAGAGCGCGGAAUGGGCUUUAAGAUUGCAAUGCAAACUCUGGACAGCGGGCGGCUUGGUAUCGCAGCACAGGCUCUUGGUAUCGCUCAGGCGGCGCUGGACUGUGCGGCUGAUUACGCUCAUAAAAGAACAGCUUUCGGCGCUCCCAUUGGGAAACUGCAGGCCAUACAGUUUAAACUGGCAGACAUGGCCUUGGCCACAGAGAGCGCUCGACUGCUCACCUGGAGAGCUGCAAUGCUGAGAGACGCAAAGAAACCUUUCACUAAGGAAGCUGCUAUGGCUAAACUGGCUGCGUCUGAGGCUGCUACGUUUGUCUCCCACCAGGCCAUCCAGGUGCUGGGCGGGAUGGGUUACGUCACAGACAUGCCUGCUGAGAGACACUACCGUGACGCCCGCAUCACAGAGAUCUAUGAAGGCACCAGCGAGAUCCAGAGAUUAGUCAUCGCUAACAACAUUCUCAAAGAAUAUCAGCAGUAGGAGAGCUGAUGUUCACAUCUGUGCCUGGAUUGGCUGAUCGGGUCAGUCACAGAUCUCAGGACUGUGUUACUGUGACUGGUCACUGAAGAUGUAUUAAUGUUGCUGUAUCACAUAUUGAGUGACUGCCACAAGAGUGCAGUAGAGAGUCUGCAUCAUUUGCCUUUGUAUCAGACUGUAAGGACUAAUCUUCACUGGGAAUUUAAAUGCAUAUCUGAUUGUACCAUAAUAAAUUGUAUUUAUUUGAUAUGCAUUUUGAAAUAAAUAAUGAUCACAUUUUAAUACUA
This is a messenger RNA of Carassius auratus (goldfish), 1621 nucleotides long. RefSeq names its product acyl-CoA dehydrogenase short chain (gene acads). Gene Ontology annotation, molecular function: short-chain fatty acyl-CoA dehydrogenase activity; flavin adenine dinucleotide binding. Gene Ontology annotation, biological process: butyrate catabolic process; fatty acid beta-oxidation using acyl-CoA dehydrogenase. Gene Ontology annotation, cellular component: mitochondrion. NCBI's taxonomy places the organism in Eukaryota, Metazoa, Chordata, Actinopteri, Cypriniformes, Cyprinidae. Bases 153 to 1337 code for a protein of 394 amino acids. The transcript has 10 exons. The record is from RefSeq and is a predicted model, not a curated record.